GCGGUGGGGCGAGCGAGGGCGGGGAGGGGAGGCUUGGCGUCCAGCCGCUUGAUGGCCGGGCAGGAUUAAGUUUCAUGGUAGCCUGCGUGUGUUUAUCCUGCAGCGCUUCUCUCAGGGCCGUUACUUCAGAGAAAGCGGGGGGCGAGGGGGGGCGCAUCAAGAAGGUCUCGCCCCUCAGCCAAGAAAUACGCGCUAUUUCCUUGAACGCCCGUCCCCCCCCCACCCCUAGAAAACAAACAAACAAACAAAGCUGAAUUUAGGGGGAGGGGGUCAUCCCUGGAGAAGCCGGCCCAAGCGGGAAGACCUCGUGUCAACAGCCACUUGGUGGAGUGGAAAUUAAGCAAGUAAAACCAUGUUGGAAACAAUAGAUACUCACCGAGCCCUCCAGGCAGUGGAGCGUCUGCAGGCGAAGUUACGAGAACGAGGUGAUACAGCAAAUGAAGAGAAACUGAGUUUACUAAAAUCAGUGCUGCAAAGUCCUUUGUUCAAUCAGAUCCUAAACCUUCAGGCUUCACUUCCACAGUCGAGAGAUCAGGUAACUGUUGCACCUCCUUUGUCCGGUGAGCUCAUGCAACUUCCCCAUCAUGGUAUGAUCACGAGUUCUUCACUCCAUAAUGAAUCCUAUCUGUUGGCUCAGCAGAAUGGCAACCUGUCUGGUAGUCUGGGAGCAGCUGCACGAUCCAUCACCCCUCAGAUUAAUGGGAAGUGCUCCACUGAUGAAUUUGAAUUACUGAUCAGAAAUAUGGCACAAGGUCGUCUUGUUGAAACUAUAGAGCUUGUAAAACCUCUGAGUGGUGGCCUUGGCUUUAGUGUAGUUGGCUUGAAGAGUGAAUACAGAGGUGAACUGGGCAUAUUUGUGCAGGAGAUUCAAGAGGGAAGUGUGGCACACAGAGAUGGAAGACUGCAGGAAGCAGAUCAAAUUCUUGCUAUAAACAGACAAGCCCUCGAUCAGACAAUUACGCAUCAACAGGCUAUCGGCAUCCUCCAGAAAGCAAAAGAUAGUGUCCAGCUGGUUGUGGCUAGGGGCUCUUUGCCUCAGCUCAUCAGUCCUGUAGUUUCUCGGUCUCCGUCAGCUGCUAGUACAAUCUCAGCCCAUUCCAAUCCGGUUCACUGGCAGCAUGUGGAGACUAUUGAGUUGGUGAAUGAUGGAUCAGGUCUGGGCUUUGGGAUAGUGGGUGGAAAGUCAACUGGUGUAAUAGUUAAAACCAUCCUUCCAGGAGGAAUAGCUGAUCAGCAUGGUAGGCUGUGCAGUGGAGACCACAUCUUGAAAAUCGGUGAUACUGACCUGGCUGGCAUGAGCAGUGAGCAGGUGGCACAGGUUCUCAGGCAGUGCGGAAACAGAGUGAAGUUGGUUAUAGCCAGAGGCCCAGUAGAGGAGCCCACACCACCAGCAGUUCCUCCAGGCACCCCAGUACAACAUUUUUUGACAGAUAACCAGAGAGAGGAAGAAGCACAGGUUGAAAAUUAUGUGGAAGGAAACACGUUUGAUGUGGAGCUUACCAAAAACAUCCAAGGAUUAGGAAUAACUAUUGCUGGCUACAUUGGAGACAAAACCUCAGAGCCUUCUGGUAUUUUUGUAAAGAGUAUCACAAAAGGCAGUGCAGUUGAACAUGAUGGUAGAAUCCAUGUUGGAGAUCAAAUUAUAGCAGUGGAUGGAACAAAUCUUCAGGGUUUUACCAACCAGCAGGCAGUGGAAGUUCUGCGGCACACGGGCCAAACAGUCUGUCUCAGAUUGAUCAGAAGAGGCCUUAAGCAGGAAAAUCACAUCCGACCCCAUGAAGAUUUCAGUGGUGCUGUUGAAAAGGAUGUAAUUUUCCAAACUAUGGAUAUUGGCACAAGCACAGAAAGCUGUGAAAGAGAGCAGGGAUCUCCAUUACUGUCAUGCAGCACCAAUGUGGCUCACAUUGGAGAAGACAUUCGUCCACAACAAUCAGAUUUUCAGCUAACUUCCUUAGAAGAAGAAAUGACAUUGCAGAACAAAUGGCAGAUGAUUGUGGGGACAGCUUAUGAGGUUGUGGUAGCACAUGUGAGCAAGUUUAGUGAAAGCAGCGGACUGGGGAUAAGCUUGGAAGCUACAGUGGGGCAUCAUUUUAUCCGAUCUGUUUUGCCAGAAGGGCCAGUUGGACGAUGUGGCAAGCUAUUCAGUGGAGAUGAAUUACUGGAAGUAAAUGGAAUAUCUUUGCUUGGAGAAAAUCACAAGGAUGUAGUAAACAUUUUAAAGGAGCUCCCCAUCAAGGUAACAAUGGUGUGUUGCCGUACAGCAGCUCCACCGGUUAGUCAGUCUGUAACUGAUGAAUGCCAGAUGACAGAACAGUCUCAUGUAGAUCUUGGUGGACUCCUUGGCUCUUCAGAGACAGAUAAUGCCGACUUUGAAAUGGCUAAUGUGGGCCAGAAUACAGAUGAGGUACAAGGAUCUCCUUUGGCAAUGUGGGAAACAGAAAUUCAGGAAAUUGAGCUAGAGAAAGGAAGCAUGGGACUUGGCUUUAGCAUAUUAGAUUACCAGGACCCGGUGGACCCUGUGAAUACAGUUAUUGUGAUCCGCUCUCUAGUUCCUGGAGGAGUUGCUGAACAAGAUGGCAGGCUUCUCCCAGGAGACAGACUCAUGUUUGUUAAUGACAUCAACUUGGAAAAUGGUAGCCUGGAGGAAGCUGUGCAAGCAUUGAAAGGAGCACCAAUGGGAUCCGUUAGAAUAGGAGUCGCUAAGCCGUUGCCUCUUUCACCAGAAGAGGGCUAUGUUUCUGCUAAGGAAGAUUCCUUUUUCUACACUGCCCAGUCCUUUGAGGAGGAAGGGCAAGCUGAUUCAGCCCUCUUCCACGCUGAGCUGGCUCUGGUGGACUCAAGCGAGGCAGAUCUAGCGGAGGAAUCCACCUUUGAAUCGCAGUAUUCCCCGGACAAUGAUGGUACCUUCCAGUCUUCAGUUUCAGCUCUGCAUGGCAGCUCCUGUGCCGAUGAUCUGAACUAUAAUCUUUCAUUACCUUCUUCAACUCCCAAGAGUGUUGGCAAAGAAACUUCAAAUGCCUCAGUCAGUUACCGAUUAUCUGAUCAAAACGUCUACAACAUGGAUAUAAUGCAGAGAAGCAGAGAGAGCAAGUCCUCUGCAGAUGUGUGUGUGGAACAAUCUUCUGGUGGUUCCACAAGAAAAGAUUCAACUACACAUUCUCCGAAGAAACAAGCAGAACAUGAAAACACAAGCAUUUGGAGAGAGUCUCAGCUAACAGCUGAAAUCUUACACAGUGCAACCUUAACUUCCAGAAUGCCAUCUGAUUCUACUGGAAAAGAUCAAGUAUUCUUGAUGGAAAAUAAUAGCCUAACACAUGCUGGGAGGUGUUCUACAAUUCUAACUACAAACAAAAACAAGUUUGAGAAGACUAUUACUAUUGCAAAAGGCAAUUCAAGUUUAGGCAUGACUGUAAGUUCCAAUAAAGAUGGCUCAGGAAUGAUAGUCCGCAGCAUUAUCCAUGGUGGUUCCAUAAGUCGUGAUGGACGAAUUGGUGUAGGCGAUUGUAUACUGUCUAUAAAUGAGGAACCUACCACUAAUUUAACCAAUGCACAGGCGCGAGCCAUGCUCAGGAGACACUCUCUCAUUGGACCAGAUAUAAAAUCUUCUCCAACACCUGCUGAUGAUCAGGCCCCCUUUUAUGUCAUUACCUAUGUGCCAGCAGAGCAAUUAGAAGAGUACCAGACCAGUUUAGGCCAGCAGCCAUCAGGAACAAUGCAACUGGAUGUUUUUCCUUCCCUUGCUGUCAGAGAAAUCCCAGAAUUACCAGAACGUGAAGAAGGGGAAGGAGAAGAGAGUGAACUUCAAAAUGCAGGCUAUAGUAACUGGAACCAACCAAGACGGGUUGAGCUCUGGAGAGAACCUAGCAAGUCCCUUGGAAUCAGCAUUGUUGGUGGACGGGGAAUGGGAAGCCGCCUGAGCAGUGGUGAAGUCAUGAGAGGAAUCUUUAUCAAGCAUAUUCUUGAAGACAGCCCUGCUGGCAAAAAUGGAACCUUAAAAACAGGAGAUAGAAUUGUGGAGAAAACUUUGUUUGAGGUUCAAAAGACGCUCAGGAACAUGACAUGUGAUACAAGGACCAUAGGAGGAGGCAGUCAAAAUCAGGUGGAGGUGGACGGAAUUAACCUGAGAGAUGCGAGCCACGAACAAGCUGUGGAAGCCAUACGGAGAGCAGGCAACCCAGUAGUCUUUAUGGUUCAAAGCAUUGUAAACAGACCAAGGCCAGAAUCUCUCUAUAGCUCUUUAUCGUCCUCUGCUCCCAGUGGGCAGAAACCUAAUAAUCCAUUUUACCAUCAGUCAUCACAGAACCUCCCUAUGCCUUACCUGCAGUACAACCCUUUCAGUAAGCCUCCUGCCUUCAGCAGCACUAACCCUUUUGUUGAUCUACAGUUCAACACUAACAAGGAUAUGCAGAAUCCAAUUAGAUAUACUUCCAGUUGCUCCCCAUGUAACCCCUUUGCUCCUACACCAUUUAAGACAUCCAGUCAGUCCGAUUCAGAGCCAGAAAAGACUUCAUCUUGUAACUUGUCUCUGCCUCCAUUAUCGUCUCCAGAAAUGAGCAGUGAAGCUGUGCAGCAAUCCUGUAGCAAAACCUUGGAAGAUUUAGAUAAGGAAGAUGAGUUUGGAUACAGUUGGAAAAAGAUCAGCCAACGUUAUGGGAGUCUGUCAGGAGAUCUGCACAUGAUCGAGUUGGAGAAAGGAAAGACUGGUUUAGGACUCAGCCUAGCUGGGAAUAAAGACCGAUCCAAGAUGAGCGUUUUUGUAGUGGGAAUUGAUCCAAAUGGAGCAGCUGGAAAAGAUGGCGGGUUGCAGAUUGCAGAUGAGUUACUGGAAAUAAAUGGACAAGUUCUAUAUGGAAGAACUCACCAGAAUGCAUCUUCAAUAAUCAAGUGUGCAUCUUCUAAAGUAAAAAUCAUAUUUGUCAGAAACAAAGAUGCUGUCAAUCAGAUGGCAGUUUGUCCUGGAAAAUCAGUAGAAUCAUCACUUUCUGGGUCACUUCAACAUGAAGAGGGUGAAGUAAAUGUUCCAAGUUCCAGUUUACAAAUAGAUUUUAGCUUAUAUAAGAAUAUUCAAAAUGUGGAACUACCUAAGGACCAAGGUGGCAUAGGUAUUGCCAUUGGUGAAGAAGACACACUUAAUGGUGUGGUUAUCCAGAGCUUAACAGAUCAUGGUGCAGCAGGAAAGGAUGGUCGAAUUAAGGUUGGAGAUCAAAUUCUUGCAGUUGAUGAUGAAAUUGUUGUGGGAUACCCUAUAGAAAAGUUUAUCAGUUUGCUGAAGACAUCAAAGCCCACUGUGAAACUCACAAUCAAUUCAGGUGAACAGGAGAAUCAGACAGCUACUCAGCUACAAACACCAAUCUAUUGCUCUACUUCGGGUGAGAAAGCCAAUAUCCAACAAUCAACGACUGUUUCACCUUCUGCAUCACCAGAACCAGAAUCUGUUAAAAACACAAGCAGAUCCUCAACUCCAGCCACCUUGGUGUCUGAUCCAACUACAUGCCCAAUUAUCCCAGGCUGUGAAACCAUAAUAGAUAUUUCCAAGGGACGUACCGGUCUUGGCUUAAGCAUCGUGGGAGGAGCUGACACUUUGCUGGGAGCUAUUAUUAUUCAUGAAGUGUAUGAAGAAGGAGCAGCAUCCAAAGAUGGAAGACUCUGGGCUGGUGAUCAGAUCUUGGAGGUAAAUGGAAUUGAUCUACGGAAUGCAACACACGAUGAAGCCAUAAAUGUUCUCAGACAGACACCUCAAAAAGUCCGCCUCACAGUUUAUAGGGACGAAGCCCAAUAUAAGGAGGAAGACAUGUAUGAUGUGCUCAGCAUAGAGCUACAAAAGAAGCCAGGCAAAGGUCUUGGAUUAAGCAUUGUAGGGAAAAGAAAUGACACAGGAGUGUUUGUAUCAGACAUUGUCAAAGGAGGAAUUGCAGAUCUGGAUGGGAGAUUGAUGCAAGGAGACCAGAUAUUAAUGGUGAACGGAGAAGAUGUUCGAAAUGCCAACCAGGAGGCAGUGGCUGCUUUGUUAAAAUGUUCAUUAGGUACAGUCAGACUAGAAGUUGGAAGAAUAAAGGCAGGCCCAUUCCAUUCAGAAAGGAGAACGUCUCAGAGCAGCCAGGUCAGUGAGGGAAGUGGCAGCCUGUCAUCCUUCAGUUUCCCAGGCUCUGGAUCCAACCCACCUGAAAGUUUUGAAAGCUCCCUGAAGAAGAAUUCCUUAGCGUCUGAAAUACAGGGUUUAAGAACAGUUGAAAUAAAUAAGGGCCCAUCGGAUUCCUUGGGAGUUAGCAUUGCUGGAGGAGUAGGAAGUCCUCUUGGAGAUGUUCCUAUCUUUAUAGCCAUGAUGCAUCCAAAUGGAGUCGCAGCUCAAACUCAGAAAUUAAGAGUUGGUGAUAGGAUUGUUAGCAUUUGCGGAACAUCCACUGAAGGCAUGACUCAUUCCCAAGCUGUCAGUUUGCUAAAAAACGCUUCAGGCACUAUUGAAAUACAGGUGGUAGCUGGCGGAGAUGUCAGUGUCAUAACUAGCCAGCAGCAGGAUCCACCAACUUCUAGUCUUUCAUUUGCAGGAUUGACAUCAAGCAGCAUAUUUCAGGAUGAUUUGGGGCCUCCUCAGUACAAAACCAUCACUUUGGAUCGAGGACCUGAUGGCUUGGGCUUUAGUAUUGUAGGAGGGUAUGGAAGUCCCCAUGGAGAUCUACCCAUUUAUGUUAAGACAGUAUUUGCAAAGGGUGCAGCAUCAGAAGAUGGACGCCUGAAGAGAGGGGAUCAGAUCAUUGCUGUCAAUGGACAAAGCUUGGAAGGGGUCACCCAUGAAGAAGCUGUGGCUAUUCUAAAAAGGACAAAAGGAACUGUCACACUGACUGUUCUCUCUUGAAAUAUCUACCCAAGGAUUGGGGUCAGCAUGAUUACUCUGUUCACAUUCCGUGUAGCAAAGAUAAUGGAAAUGUGUAUAUAGCUAUGCUGUUAUUGCAGCUGCCAGGUUGUUUUACACCAUGGGUGGAAAAUAACAAAUAAUCUUAUUUGUAUACACAGUAGAAAUAAUGUCUUACCAUCAAUUUACAAACACUGGUUUCUUUAGUGUAGGUGAACUUGAACUGAACACUAGGUAUAGGAGAACUUGAUAAAAUCACAACAGAAAGAAGUUUUGGUUGUUUAGAGGCACAUGAUGUGUGAUUGUUGAGGGAUUCCUGUUCCAAAAUUCUGAAAAGGUCUAAUCUUUAGUUUGAAAAUUUAACUUUCAAAACAUCAGUGAGCCAAUGUUGAUGUCCAGCAACUGAGAAAGUUCUCAAAGCAUACAUUAAUAAGUCCAACUAAAUUUGAGAACUGUUGUGAAUAUGCAUAUGCUCAUCACUGAAGAGCCACUACUUUCUAUGAUCAUUAUUGUUUGGGAGAAGUUUAAUGAGCUGGAAAAAGACCAUUGAAGCCAUUUUUGCAGGAAGAGCAUCAGCAAGCAAGCAAGAGGCCACUAGAUUCUUCAUGUAGAUGCCUCAUUGUUAUCCUCUGUUGUGAUUAGCUGUACAUUUUUGAGGAGCAUAGGACUUGACUGGACUUCCUGGUUCUAAUCGAUGUUAACUAAUAGCAAAAUGUCCAUGGUUAAGGUGAUGAGGUAUAUGUGCCAGGAGUGCCUGCCAAUUGCAAGCGCUUCUGGGAAACCCAGCACUUUCUCUUUUCCCUCACCGUGGAAUCCCUGGCAGUAGUAGCAAAACUAUACAGCAUCAAGGGUACAGAGUAGCUUUUUCCUCAUCACAGCAAUAUAUCUUUUUGUGUAUUGGAAUGAGAGACAUCUGUUUACUUAUAUGGAAUAAAGUAAAGGGAUUAUUCUAAAAUAAAUUUAAGGGCAAAGAUAACUAAUUUAAAGCACCUUACCCCAUAAAUUUUUUAAUUGGCUUACAGUAUUUGGCAUUUCUGAAUUUCUGUAAAGAAGUAUGUAGUCGCUUUCCCCCCAGAAGCCAACAGCAUAUCAAAUAGAAGUUUGAGACACCCACAAUAAAUCUGAAGCUAACCAGAGUUCUAGAACUCCAUGCAGAGUCAAGGAACAGUGGAUGUUAUCCAGACGAAUGAAGCACCAAUGAAGCUCUGGUGCUGUAUUCUGGAUUAAUGCAGCCUGUGUAUCUGUGAGAGGUGAGAUUAUUGCCAAUGUCCUCUGCUCCAAGAGGCAGACUCAGAUGUAGGUCCUUGAAGAUCGUCCAGCCCUCGAGCACCUACUGGGAGUUGGGUAGAAAUCUCCCCCCAAACACACAAUGGAACUGCAUUAGUCUACAAUGCAGCAGCACCACACCAUAAAAAGCACUGGUGUUUCCUUAUUCUGGAUAUCAGCCAGAGACUUGUCUAUUGUAUGGAAGUCUCAAGAACUGGCUGUUUUACCAGAACAGUUAGCUACCCAUUAAUCAGAGUGGCUCUACACAUCUCUAUGCUUUAGAUCAAAUAAAUGAUGCCCUUAUCCAUGUGCUUGAGAGCCCAAAAGACCACAGGAAACACCAAUGUUGCAGAAAGAGGAUCAGCUCUCAUUAUCUUGCUGCAGUUCUCUUGCUCCUGUUUUCUCAAUCAGGACUUGGCAAAUCUCAGGCGCCAGGGAUCCAUAGCACCUAGAAAUUUAACAGGGGCACCUAGACGAGGAUAUUCAGAGUUAGAGUUACUUAACAAAAUCUGUAUUUGUCCAAGGCAGCCUUGUUUCUGUUCUAUGGAUGUUACUUGUAAAGGGCACGAAGAGAAGCCCAUGUACCCUCCCUCUCUGCAAUGUCCAUCACUAAGCCAGGAGCUUGCACAGACCACAGGCUUUACUUCCACUCAAAAAUCAACGCAAAAAGUGGGGUUUUUUUAACCCCAGAUGUAAAUCGGGCUAUACUCUAAAGCACAAUGGAAACCCCGAAUUGUGUGUGAAGCUCACCGAUAGCCUCCGAUAGCUCACCGAUAGCCUCCGGUGUGAAGCCCUCCGAUAGCUCACAGGGACUUUGGGGCAAAUCUGACCAAUACUUGUUUGGCUCCCACAUUUUUGAGCUGGUUCCUAGAUCCAAAGAAAAUUUGUCAAGUCCUGCUCUAGACAGAUGCAAUCUUCUAAGAGAUAUGACAGGCCUGAUGAUAAUUGCUACGUUUAGUGCUAAAGGAUUUCUUCCCCCAGGUGAAAUAAUUUAUUGGUCUUUGGUUUGGUUUCUCUGGCCCCUGAAGCAUGUGGGUUUGGUUCUCCUUCGGUUCCAUGAGACCGAAAAUCUGAAUGAAAUUAGUCCAGCCCAGCCCCAUAGUGUCAAGUUGGAUUAGCAGUGUUCUGUUAGAAGUGUUUCUUACCCAUGCUGUCUAGGAUCCUUUUACCAAGGCCUCAGGUGGAGGUUUUUCUUACCCCUACUGUCUGGGAUCCUUUUAUUGGAAAUGAAUCAGGGGUUUUUUAGGCAUCUAAAAAUAUAAUAAAAAUAAAUAGUAAGGCAUCUGCCCUACUUUUGAGCCUGACGGUUGUUGAACCAUCAUUGAAUCACCAGUUCCAACAUGUCAUCUUGGUUGUCCCUGCUUUAUUUGUCAUCUGAAUAAUGCACUGUCAGGUUAUGAUGGGGUCCUAGGGCAAGGGCUGUAAUAUGCUCCCUCCUCAGGUCCCUCCCAGACCAGUGGUUUGAUGCUUGCUUUCUCAUAGUUUGUGUAAGAGCCUUUGAAUUCUGCAGUGCAAGGAAUGUUUGCAAAAAUGUGGCAGCAGUUACAGAACCUCUGCACAAAUUGCAUGCAAUUGUAGAAUGUCAAAGAGAGAAGAAUUGCUGCUCCAGGCUAGAAGCAGAAAAACCCAGAGGUUUUUAGCUGCUCAUCUAGAGGCUUUAGAUGAGUUAGAGGCUCGUCUAAACUGAGAGAGAGCUAAGGUCUGUCUGUGCCUGCUGUUUUUGUGUGCGUGUAUGAAUUGCCCCUAAAUGUAUUGCAAAUAACUUGUGCACUCUGCUCCUCCUGAGUGGUUUUGAUCACAGCUCCACUUCCAGGUUUACGUGAAAGUUAGCAUAACAUGAAAAAGAGAGAGAUACUAAUCUUCCCACAAUUUCUCUAGACAAACAUCCUGGAAUGUCCCUUAUUCCAUUCCUAAAUUAUUAUUUUAUUGUUCAGUUUUGAAUUCAAUCACAUUUAACACUGCAUAUUCAGUUUAGAUUAAACCAACCCAAAGAGCCCACAAUCCUGGGAAGUGCAUAUGUGAGAAAAGCCAAAGAGUAGUGCUAGAAAACUGAAGGAAAUCAAGGUGCAAAUAUAUAUUUUUGCUGAUGCAGAUGUACCCUAAGAAUGGUGAAGGAAAAGCAGAAGCAUAUGCAUUGUGUGACUCAUUUUCUACCCACUUCUCUGACCUUUCUACCCUCCAAGAUCUUCCUUAACAGUCCUCCAGCAUUUCAAUCUCCUCUCUACCCACCGUUUUGUCCCUAUCACAACUUUUUAACUUAGUUGACUUGAGCCCAUAACAAGUGGCACAUUUUUCAAACUUUUUCUACCCCUGUGAAAUUUUUCCCUGUCAGAAAUCUUGCAGGGAACUCUUUUUAAAUUAAUGUUUUUCAUGGGGUAAGGAUGCUGUAGAAAGAGAAUACCUGGCAUUAGCACCCCUCCCUUCCGUCUUCCCUACCUGGCAUUCAGUCCAAAGCUCUUUACAGCCUUGAUCAGCUACAGCUUUGGCAAUAAUCCGAUUUGGCUACAUGCGUGGCAUCACUGAGAGUAAAUGAUUCAGGAAGCACUGCCCUUGCUCUUCAUUAGCUUUUAGCAUUAGCAUUAAUGCAUUCACAUUGGUCACAUUAACCAAAUCUGACUAUGUGGUGAUGACACUGUUACUAGAAAGAAACUUUCCUAGAAAUGACCAUCGAUUAUUUUUCAAAUCAUUUUUCAAAUCUAUGGUGCACGAACUCCAGUUCAUCAGGACUGAGAAUAUCACUGAAUAAAUUUCUCUUAAAGUAUUUCCAAAUAAAUCCCCACUGCUCAUUUGAAAGGGUUUUUUUCUCAAAAGUGCUUGCUGGAAAGCAGUUGACUCUACCAUAGAAUUUCAUAAGGCAUUGCAGCUUGGAGAGGAGAGCUGGUCUUGUGGUAGCAAGCAUGACUUGUCCCCAUAGCUAAGCAGGGUCUGCCCUGGUUGCAUAUGAAUGGGAGACUUGAUGGGUGAGCACUGUGAGAUAUUCCCCUCAGGGAUGGAGCCACUCUGGGAAGAGCAGAAGCUUUCAAGUUCCCUCCCUGGCUUCUCCAAGAUAGGGCUGAGACAGAUUCCUGCCUGCAACCUUGGAGAAGCCGCUGCCAGUCUGUGAAGACAAUACUGAGCUAGAUAGACCAAUGGUCUGACUCAGUAUAUGGCAGUUUACUAUGUUCCUAUGGUUAAAUAAAAAUCUAACCAAAUGUGUACAAUUUCCAUUGAAAAAUUUAAUGGUAAAAUUUUGGGACUUUCUGCCCACAGCAAUCUAUUUUGUUGCUGCAGGAACUUCGAUUUUUCUUCAUGCAAAAAAGCCAUUUGUUUAAACCACUGUUAUGGGAAAUAAAGAUAUUAAAUGCAUCUUCAGAGCACAGGUGUUACUUCUGUUAGUUUCCUGUUGUUUCCAUGAAGUCUGGCUAGUGCUUAUAAAACAUUCAAGGAUGUACAGGGGGUUAUUGCUAUUUAUAUGUAAUGGUUGCUGCUUAAUGAAGAGUGAUUUUAAAAAACCUUAGUCAAGAAAAAUGUGAGCCACACAAUGAAAUGAAUGAAAGAAAAAUGAAGUUAGGAAUUUCCUUCAAAUAUUCUUAGAAAGCCGGUAGCUUAGUGCAGCAUAAAUAAAAAUAAGUUCUUGGUAACAUUGAUAACUUUCAGAUGUUAUAUGUUUUAGAGAGAUGAAAGUCACCAUAAAGUAUGAUAACUGGAAGCAAUCACUGUUGGGUUAUUGUCUUGUAUGCAGUAACUUCUUAGAGUAUCUUAUCUUAAAAUAUUGCACCCACUUGAAAUAUUCUCUAUAUUUGUAAGAGAUGUAGUGUACAGAUAUUUUAUUACUACCUUUGUGUCUAAAUGCAGAAUUAGUUGAAUAAAUGUGAAACUACCUGUGGUGAACAAAUGGAA
Molecule: messenger RNA, 11995 nt
Organism: Hemicordylus capensis (graceful crag lizard)
Lineage: Eukaryota; Metazoa; Chordata; Lepidosauria; Squamata; Cordylidae
Gene: MPDZ
Product: multiple PDZ domain crumbs cell polarity complex component
Exons: 51
Coding region: 353-6853 (2166 amino acids)
Molecular function (GO): protein binding
Source: RefSeq, a predicted model, not a curated record